AUGGCGAUCGAGGCAAAUCUGUCACAGGAAAAUGAUAUUUCGGCGGAAGACUGGCAAGGUGUGCAGCUUAAUGGGCAAAAUAUACUCAAUGAUCGCUUUACGGCUGUUCAAGGACAAGGGCUUAGCACUGGUGUCCGUGUCAAAGAUGGAAGACUGGAUAUUGAGUUUCGAGAGCCCAAGCCCUGGCUUGCUACACUGAUGAAACACGUAGAGGAACCCCCAGAGCUAGUCACGGAGCAACAGGAACACGUAGACGUCGUUCCCGAGGAAGACACCGAAUUUCCCCUGAAGUUGAACAUCGUCAUACAAGUUGUGGGAUCCCGUGGUGACGUCCAGCCUUUCGUCGCUCUGGGUCAGGAGCUUCGGAAACACGGACAUCGUGUUCGACUCGCAACACACAUGUCUUUCCGCAAAGAUGUGAAUGAUCAGGGGCUCGAAUUCUUCAACAUUGGUGGUAAUCCAGAAGAACUUAUGGCCUUUAUGGUCCAGAACCCUGGUCUGUUGCCAGGUAUACGCACAAUUCGCAGCGGCGCGAUUCAGAAGCGCCGACGGGAAAUGAAAGCCAUUUUUUCUGGAUGCUGGCACUCUUGCUAUGAGGCUGGAGAUGGUACUGAAAUGCAUAACAUCGCCGCACAUACUCAGAACGGCGCUGUCGACUCUUGGCGACGGCCGUUCGUCGCCGAUGUUAUUAUCGCGAACCCCCCAUGCUUUGCCCAUUUGAGUUGCGCCGAGAAGCUUGGAAUUCCUUUGAAUAUGAUGUUUACGAUGCCCUGGUCCCCAACGCAAGCCUUUCCACACCCGCUAGCAAAUGUCCGGUCUCAAAGCACCAAACCAUCGGUGGCAAACUUUGCUUCAUAUGGCAUAGUGGAGGUAAUGAUGUGGGAAGGUCUCGGAGACCUGAUUAACCAUUUCCGCAAGAAGGAAUUGGGCCUGGAUCCAUUGGAUGCCAUCAGGGCACCUAGCAUGAUUCAUCGACUGCAAAUACCAUAUACGUACCUUUGGUCGCCAUCUCUCCUUCCAAAACCUCGUGACUGGUCCACCAAUAUCGACGUCUGUGGGUUUCAAUUUCUUUCUCCUGAGUCCGAAUAUGAGCCAUCAGAAGAGCUUGCUGCUUUCCUGAAGGCGGGAGAGCCUCCGAUCUAUAUUGGGUUUGGCUCCAUUAUAGUUGACAACCCCCAGAAACUAACAAAGACAAUCUUUGAGGCUGUUCGUCUGACGGGACAGCGCGCGCUUAUAUCGAAAGGAUGGAGUAAUAUCGGCUCUUCAGAAACUGACAUUCCCGAGAGUAUUUUCCUGUUAGGAAGCUGCCCCCAUGAUUGGCUUUUUCGACAAGUCUCAUGCGUUGUGCACCACGGUGGUGCUGGAACUACUGCCGCAGGGCUUCUUCUAGGCCGCCCGACAGUCAUUGUUCCCUUUUUCGGGGACCAACCAUUCUGGGGUUCCAUUGUCGCUCGAGCAGGCGCGGGCCCACAUCCCGUUCCAUUUAAGGAAUUAACAGCCCAAAAGUUAGCCGCGGCAAUUCAAGAAGCUCUAGGAGAAGACGCUCAGGACAACUCCAGAUUGAUCGGAGAGAAGAUGCGCGCAGAGCAUGGAGUACAGAAAGCCGCGCACAGUUUUCACCAGCAUAUCAAUGUUGAGGCGCUAAGGUGCUGUGUCUGCCCCGACCGACCAGCAGUGUGGUGGGUCCGCCAUUCACACGUUAAGCUAAGCGCUUUGGCAACUUCAAUACUAGUGCACACGGGCCAUAUCAAACCAUCGGAUGUGAUCUUAUAUCGAGCCCGACAAUAUGACACGAACCGUGACCCCAGAGGCCCACUAUCUGCUACCGCGGAAGUUUUGUACGGUGCUAUGACAGAUAUUAUCCUUGGUAUUGCUCGUGGCCCUGGACAGAUGGCGAAAAUGUUCGCCGGAUCUGAUUCUAUGUCUGCACAACGUGACUACAGAGGGAGAGAAUGGGCUAUGUCACACUUUGCAGAAUGUGUGUCACACCAAGAGCGCAGGCGCGAAUCCCAGUCGUUCAUGAAUACCAGCAGCCGCAGUGGAAAUGUGUACAGCCCUGGUGAAAAUGAGCGCGGGAACCCCGAAGGGCAUCCAGAAGCGAAUGCUAUAUCCAACAGUAUGGCGGCAGAUCUAAGCGAAUUGCAUUCUUCCCAGAAUGAUCAGGUUCACGGACGACUUGCCAUGGGAGAGGGAGGAUCAAAAAGCUACAGCAAAAAGCGCGGUCAUGCAAGAACGAUUUUAUCCGAAACCCGAUACCACGCUGCAAAAUCUGCAAAAUAUGCUUUGAACUUUGUGAUAGUACUCCCUACGGAUUUUGCCGUCAGCUUGGCGAGGGGGUUUCACAAUGCACCUAAAUUGUACCAUGAUGAGACUGUAAAAUCUAUCCCCACGGUCAUCGGAAUCAAGAGCGGAUUCAGGGCAGCUGGCAAGGAGCUGUACCAAGGGCUCUACAAUGGCCUGUCGGGGCUUGUCACGCAGCCGACCCGUGGAUUCCGACAAUCUGGAGGCAAAGGACUGGUAAAGGGAAUAGGAACAGGGGUUGGAGGGGUUCUUUUAAAGCCGGCUGCGGGUCUAUUCGGGUUAGUAGGAUUUCCUCUGGAUGGGCUUCAUAAAUACGUUCGCCGAUCGCUCUCAAAAAGCAAAUCCAAAGAGAUCAUCCGAUCACGUAUUACGCAAGGCAUCGAAGAGAUGUACGCGGCUUCUGAUGAAGAACGGGAUCUGGUGAUUCGGAGGUGGCAUGAACUGAGCCAAAGCGGGUGA
Penicillium daleae is the source of this 2760-nucleotide messenger RNA. Its product is annotated as glycosyltransferase. The transcript is spliced from 7 exons. Lineage: Eukaryota; Fungi; Ascomycota; Eurotiomycetes; Eurotiales; Aspergillaceae. Gene Ontology annotation, molecular function: hexosyltransferase activity; UDP-glycosyltransferase activity. The record is from RefSeq and is a predicted model, not a curated record. The coding region runs from base 1 to 2760 and encodes 919 amino acids. Gene Ontology annotation, biological process: carbohydrate metabolic process.